Ustilaginoidea virens is the source of this 2736-nucleotide messenger RNA. RefSeq lists its product as uncharacterized. Gene Ontology annotation, biological process: regulation of DNA-templated transcription; DNA-templated transcription. Gene Ontology annotation, molecular function: DNA-binding transcription factor activity, RNA polymerase II-specific; DNA binding; zinc ion binding. Lineage: Eukaryota; Fungi; Ascomycota; Sordariomycetes; Hypocreales; Clavicipitaceae. The transcript is spliced from 4 exons. The record is from RefSeq and is a predicted model, not a curated record. The coding region runs from base 1 to 2736 and encodes 911 amino acids.
AUGCACGUUCCUAGCGGGAGCAGACUCGUCCCUGGCCGAGACGGCCUCGUUCUGCAGGAGAGAAUGAUCCCUUUGCCAUUAGGACCGACGCUCCGCGCGAUUGACAACCGAAAAGUAGGCACUUGCGCGACUUCAUCUGAUUAUGCCGCGGGAUAUAGCAAAAUGCUGGACCGGCACAUGGGACGCAUCACUCGAGAUUCCGCCUGGAGCACGCCUUUUGCCGCAGACAGACGACUUCUGCUCGAGACACCGACCACCGACCACCGACCACCGACCACCGACCACCGACCACCGACCACCGACAUCGACAUCGACAUCGACAUCGACUCCUGGCUCCGGCUCCGGCUCCUGAAUGGCGACUCGACCGUCGAGGGCUUGGAUGCGCGGGUGGCCAUGGCCGACGCCACUCGCCCUUGCGCGGGAUGCCAUCCGCUGGAGCUGCGUGUCCUGCUGGCACGUCGGGGGGUUGCCGCGGUGCGGAACGGACUCAGUCGGCCCGCAGCCCUGCCCGCCGUCUCCUGCUUCAUGCUCGGAAAGCCGUCGGUCCAUGUCCACGUCCAGGAUGGCGUCGCCCUGAACGCGGGCCUGCUGGACUGCACUGCGCCGCCGCCGCCGCUGACGGCUGUGGGACGACGGCCCCCGCAGCUGGCGGGCGAGCGCGAUCGCGAUCACGAGCACGAGCACGAGCACGAGCACGAGCACGAGCACUGUCGCCGCCAGCAGCACCACCACAACCACAACCACCACAACCACAACCGCAACCAGCAGCGCAGUAACCUGGAUGCAGCACACCGCCCGAGCAAGCCGCCAAUGGGGAGCAAGAGCUCCGCCUCGGCCGCCAGCUCCAACGGCGGCAAGAUCUCGCGCGCCUGCGACGCCUGCCGCGUCAGGAAGGUCCGGUGCAGCGGCGACCAGCCGUGCGCGCAGUGCUCGCACCUCAACCUGGCCUGCAACUUUGCGCCGGCGCCGCCCAAGCGCAAGCCCGGCGUGCGGGGGCGGCUGGUCGCCCAGCUGCGCAGCCGGACCUCGGGCGGCGUCAAUGUCGACGGCGCCGCGCGGGCCGCCGCCGCCGCCGCCUCCGCCUCCGCCUCCUCGAAGCCGUCGCCGCAGGCUUACAGCGGCGGCUCCGUCAGCGGCGGCGAGCCCUCCUCCGCAGGCUCGUCGCCCGCCACCGCCCCCGUCCCCGCCCCCGUCCCCGUCCCCGUCCCCGUCACCUCCAUUGCCGGCAUCGUCGACGGCCUGCCGACCUCGAGCCCGCCGCGCGUGUCCGAGUCGCACCGGCACCGGCACCGGCACCAGCCCUACACCCUGGCCGGCUGCGGCUUCUCCACCGGCUUCUUCCUGGGCCUGCUCCCCGAGUUCGAGGACCUCGUCUACCCCGUCAACCCCGUCCUGACCACGGCCGAGAUCCGCGACGCCAUCCACAACGCGCGCAGCGACUACGAGGACGCCGCCCUGGUCCACGCCUACGCCGCCGUCACCAUCAACCUCACCAAGACGUCGUGGCGCAUGAACGGCCACGACGUGGCCGCCCAGAUGGACACCCUGAUGCGCUUCGCCCUUUGGGCGCAUCGCCGGGCGGAAACGGCCGCCGGCGCCGGUCUGCAGGCCGAGAUGCCCGUCACCGUCAAGCGCAUCAUGACGUGCACGUGGCUGGAAAUCAGCCUCAUGGCCUUUCGCCGCUUCGACAGGAGCUACACCAUCCUCCAGGAGGCCAUCAGCAUGGUCCACAUGCUCGGCCUGCACCAGUACCACCGCGGCGACGCGCGCCUGUCGCACGUCGAGCUCGCCCGCCGCCAGCGAAUGUACUGGGAGGUCUACAUCCACGAGCGCUUCCUCUUCAUCAUGUCGGGCUUCCCGUGCACCAUGGUGCCCCUGCGCACCGGCCUCCCGUUCCACGACGACAGCAUCCCCACCUACGUCGCCGUUGGCUGGAACCGCCUCAUCCUCCUCUUCCAAAACAUGGACGGGCCCUUUCUCGAGCACUGGGCCGCGCAGCAGCAGCAGCAGCAGCAGCAGCAGCAGCAGCAGCAGCAGCAGCAGCAGGAGCAGUCGUCCAAAACCGCUGCCCCCGCCCCCGCCCCCGCCUCUGCUCCGCGCCUCACGUCCCACUGGAUAGAGGGCAAGCAGGCCCAGCUCGACCGCGACGAAGCCGACGCGCUCAAGGUCGAGGAGGACCUGGUCGCCUGCGGGCACGGCCCCCUCAUCGAGCUGCAGCACGUCGACCUCUUCGUCACCCGGCUCUGGCUGCGUACCCUGGUCUGGCAGCUCGCCCUGUCGCAGGGCCUCCUGCGCUCGACGCCCACGCAAAACGUCCACGAAGGCCUGUCCCUGCACUUCCCCGCGCAGCGGCUGUCCGCCCAGCUGCGCACCCUGGUCUGCCGCCUCCGAAGCAUAUCCAGCGUCGUCUUCCACGGGAGCGGCAUCCUCCAGAAGCUGUUUGAGAUUACGAGCACGGUGGCGGACGUGCUGGCGUUGCCGAGGGCGCCCGGCCAGACGGAGGAGGAGGCGAGGGCCAGGCUGGAGGACUUCUUCGUCCUCGUCCAGUUCCUGUUCAGUUUCGAGAGGACCCAGAAGCACCAGCGGGACUACCUGCGGGAGAAGCUCGAGGUGCUGCAGGGCAUGUACACUAUAGUGGAUUUUCGGGAAUUGGCGGGCGCGAGUCCCAACAGUACGGGGGACGCGGCAUAUGGGUCCAUAUCGGGGGCAGCCGGAAAUGCGAGCUCUCCUUUCUAG